AUGGCGCGAACAUCUACUCCUCUCGAGUCCGCGGGCGAUUCAACAAGAGCGGAAGCUGGGGAGUUAGCCCACAUUCUUAGUCGAUUGCAAGACACGAUUCUGCACCCUACGCCGCAGCACGAGAGACGGCUUCGUCGAAGUUCCAUUGAGAGGGAGAAGCUGGCCUCGAACCUCGAACACGUACAUGCCCGAUUAUUAAAGCUUGAACAGGACGCUGCGGCGACACCAUUCAAGUCCAACGCGGACCCUCUCCUGGCCGAGCACCGGGAGACCCUAGAGCUUCUAUUCGAUAGGUUAAAGGACUUGCGCCAGGUCGCGGCAGAUGAGGAUGAGCUAGACGAUGACAGCUCAGACGAGGAGGACCUUUUGGGCGGCUUCAUCCCGACUCCUAGCCAAAGCGCGACUUCAACCACCGAAGACACCGAUCCGCAAUACACGCCACCGGCACUCGAUACCGAGCCCGACUCACCCACCGCACAGGACCGCACUGCCGCAACAGGGGCCUCCUCCCCACCCCCCGCGACCAGAUCAGCUCCUCCGACCGAGUCCGUUGCCGCUGCUGCGCCGGCCCCGACACAAACCAGCCAGACCCUACGGGGCCGCCACGGCGCCGAGAACACCACGCCUGCUGCUGCCGGCGCCGCUACCACCACCAGCGCGUCGCCGUCGUACUCGUCGGCGCGCGCGGCCCUCUUCGCCAACCGCCGACGGGCCGCCCCCGCGCCGCCGGAGACGUCGACGGCCACGGCCGAGGCCAUCCUCGACCAGCAGCGCGCGGAGCAGGACGCGCUCUCGGCGUCCAUCCUCGAGAUGGCCGGUGCGCUCAAGGCCAGCUCGCACCGGUUCUCGUCGACGCUCGAGGCCGACCGGGAGGCGGUGGGCCGCGCGAGCGAGGGCAUGUCCAAGACGGAGCAGAGCAUGGAGGCGGCGCGCGGGCGCAUGGGCACGCUGCGCAGGAUGACGGAGGGCAAGGGCUGGUGGGGGCGGAUGAUACUGUAUGCCUGGAUCUACGGGCUGAUGCUUGUCUUGGUCUUGCUCGUCUUUGUUUUUCCGAAACUGAGGUUUUGA
Messenger RNA from Cordyceps fumosorosea ARSEF 2679, 1068 nucleotides. RefSeq lists its product as hypothetical. The record is from RefSeq and is a predicted model, not a curated record. The transcript has 3 exons. Gene Ontology annotation, cellular component: SNARE complex; endoplasmic reticulum. The coding region runs from base 1 to 1068 and encodes 355 amino acids. Gene Ontology annotation, biological process: retrograde vesicle-mediated transport, Golgi to endoplasmic reticulum. Lineage: Eukaryota; Fungi; Ascomycota; Sordariomycetes; Hypocreales; Cordycipitaceae. Gene Ontology annotation, molecular function: SNAP receptor activity.